This is a messenger RNA of Bursaphelenchus okinawaensis, 288 nucleotides long. NCBI's taxonomy places the organism in Eukaryota, Metazoa, Nematoda, Chromadorea, Rhabditida, Aphelenchoididae. The record is from the annotation of a GenBank genome assembly.
AUGACUGAAAAAGACGCUAAUUCUACUGGUCCUGAAGUAAAAAAGAAUGAAAAAAGUGAAGUAGACACGGUCCCUAUUGAUACGGAUCAAACAGUCGAAGAGCUAUAUCACAACUAUGACGAUGACGAAUUUGAAGAGUUUCCAGCACAUGAAGACGAAAUAGAUUUGCCACAAGAAGAAGUCAGUGAUGUGAACGUGUGGGAAGAUAAUUGGGAAGACGAAACAGUAGAACAAGAUUUUUUUAAACAGUUGCGGGAAGAAUUGCAAUCGGCCGGAAAGAAGAUUUGA